This is a messenger RNA of Culicoides brevitarsis, 2046 nucleotides long. It is a transcript of the gene Rep, whose product is annotated as rab proteins geranylgeranyltransferase component A. The transcript has 3 exons. Gene Ontology annotation, cellular component: Rab-protein geranylgeranyltransferase complex; cytoplasm; cytosol. The record is from RefSeq and is a predicted model, not a curated record. NCBI's taxonomy places the organism in Eukaryota, Metazoa, Arthropoda, Insecta, Diptera, Ceratopogonidae. Gene Ontology annotation, molecular function: GDP-dissociation inhibitor activity. The coding region runs from base 103 to 1905 and encodes 600 amino acids. Gene Ontology annotation, biological process: protein geranylgeranylation; small GTPase-mediated signal transduction; intracellular protein transport.
ACGAGCACUGAAAACAUUAACUUCGCAUUUCACUUUGAAAAUUUCGCGAGAAAAGACGGAUUUUCCUUGAAAAUAAAUUAAAUUAACAAAAAAAUUCAUGAAAUGACGGAAGAUUUGCCAUCCGAAUAUGAUCUCAUCGUCUUGGGAACAGGCCUCACAGAGUCAAUUGUGGCAGCAGCUGCAGCUCGCAUCGGCAAAUCAGUCCUUCACAUGGACACAAACGAAUAUUACGGAGGGAAUUGGGCCGCCUUCCAGCUCGAAAGCUUCCGAAAGUUCAUCGCCUCGCAUCAUGAGUCAUCCGAAAAUCGAACAAUCGCAGUAACAAAGGAAGCAAAUUUCGAUCAAACAACUGUCGAAAUACUGCCUGCAGGAAUUGGCAUUGAAAAUAUCGAGGAACGUUGGUUCGAUUUUACCACACAUGGCUCCGUAUGCGGAUGGGAUCAGGAAAAAAUAUGCAAGGAAAAUCGUAAAUUCAGCAUCGAUUUGACGCCAAAACUGUUAUUUGCCAAGGGAGAGAUGGUAGCGUUGCUGAUUUCCUCGAACAUUUGUCGCUAUGUGCAAUUUAGGGCGGUAGAUCGCGUCGCAACUAUCAAAGAUGCCACAAUUAAGCCUGUUCCAAGCUCGAGGGCGGAUGUUUUUACGAACAAAGAUGUGACGGUAGUCGAAAAAAGGCUUCUCAUGAAGUUCAUUGAGGUUUGUUUGAAGUAUGUGGAAACGCAGGACAUGACAGAAUUCAAGGAUUACGAAGACAAAACGUUCAUCGAGUAUUUGAAACACAAAAAAUUGACGCCAAAUUUGAUACAUUACAUUUUAUACGCUAUCGGAAUGGGCAAUAACGAGACAAAAUGCAUGGAAGGCGUGAAAAAUGUCGCAAAAUUUCUUACCAGCAUCGGUCAUUAUGGAAAUACGCCGUUUUUGUUCCCGAUGUAUGGCGCCGGAGAGAUUCCUCAGUGCUUUUGUCGACUUUGUGCGGUAUUUGCGGGCAUCUAUUGUCUCUCGAGUCCCAUAAAAGCGUUGGAAUUCAAGCAAAAUGAAGAUAAAACGUUCGUUUUUGACGGUUUGCAGUACGAAAAUCGAAAAUUAACAUCGCGAAACAUCGUGAUCGGGCAGGGAGUUGUCACCAAAGACGUCUUAAAAGAAGAAAAACCCGAAGUUAAAGCCUUAAAAUGUGGAAAAAUAUCUCGCGGAGUGUUUAUUACUGCAACUCCCAUCGGCGGAUUGCUCCAAAAUCAAGGAAAAAAUGGCGUGAUGUUUUUAAAACUUCCUCCGGUAUCGGAAAAAAAUCAUUCGGGCGCUUUUGUCAUACAGCUAGAUCAUCACAGUGGCGUUUGCCCGAAAGGUUUGUACCUGAUUCAUGUCAUGUGUGAGACAAUCACGACUCCCAAAGACGAUUUGGCGCCAUAUGUCGAUCAAAUACUGAAAAAUACAAAAUCUGACAUCAAAACUCCCUCAUCCGAUGACGUCGAUGUUAAUUUUACGGAUGACGAGCAACCUCUCGAUGACGAAACAAUUCCCACAAUUCUUUGGAGUUGUUACUUUAACAUUCCCCGAUGCGUUGCAUGCGAAAAUGAAUCAAAAUCUGCUUCGACGAACGUAAAAUUGGCAUGCGGACCAUUUUUCGAACUCGAUUUCGAUCGUUCCAUCAAUCAGGCGAAGGAGAUUUUUGCAGAACUUUAUCCAGCGGAAGAUUUUUUGCCACGUGCGCCGGAGCCGGAUGAAAUUAUUUGUGAGGGCGAAGACCCGACAGUUCCUAAAAUUGAAUUAGAUCCGUUUUUGAUGGAAACACAAACGGAAACUCUCGAAGGCGAGGCUAUUGAACAGGCGCGGGAGGCACGACAAGCAGCUGAGGAAGGUGCGCCGCCCGAAAAUGCAAAAGAAGCCGAAGAAGAUGUUGAAAAAAGUUAAGCUUCCAGUUUUUUGAAAUGCACUUGUUCUCAAUUUAUCUGUUUUUCACAAAAAAAUAAAAAAAAGCUUUAAUUUAAUUUACGAAAAAAAAAAAAUUUUAAAAUAAAUUAUUGUCGAUCGACGACACAUUUUACAUUGUCU